This is a messenger RNA of Pseudophryne corroboree (corroboree frog), 2261 nucleotides long. RefSeq names its product F-box protein 9 (gene FBXO9). The transcript is spliced from 13 exons. Gene Ontology annotation, biological process: SCF-dependent proteasomal ubiquitin-dependent protein catabolic process. Gene Ontology annotation, cellular component: SCF ubiquitin ligase complex; cytoplasm. Gene Ontology annotation, molecular function: protein binding. Lineage: Eukaryota; Metazoa; Chordata; Amphibia; Anura; Myobatrachidae. The record is from RefSeq and is a predicted model, not a curated record. The coding region runs from base 88 to 1395 and encodes 435 amino acids.
CGCAGGUCCCGCUCAGACUCCCGCUGCGUCCUGCGUUUCUCCGACCGAGAACUGUGCUGAACUACGAGGAGGCCGCGGCCGCCCAGCAUGGCGGAAGGUGAUAAAGAUUGUUAUCCUGACAUCCUGAAGGAUGAAGAAAAUAGAAGAUCUGGUGAAAAAAAUCUUCAGGAAGAACUACAGAUGUUCCGAGCUCGUUGGAUGUCUGAACUUGCUCCAGGAGUGAGUUUUUCAGGGGUAGAGACUCAGCUCCGCAGAGGAGCCGUGAGAGGGCCUGUUGGGAAGGCCUCAGAUACCAAAGCAAAGCAAGAAUUGGCUAAGGAGGAGAAGGCAAGAGAACUCUUUCUUCAAGCUGCAGAGCAAGAACAAAAUGGGGCACUCUAUGAAGCCAUCAAGUUUUACCGUCGAGCCAUGCAGCUUGUGCCCGACAUAGAGUUUAAAAUUAAUUACAACUGGUCUCCGGAUGGUGACGGAGUAGGAAAAAAAUUUAUGGAAGAUGCCAAUGAUGACCGCAAGAUGGCCGAUUUAUUCUCAUACUUCCAGCAGCAGCUGACAUUUCAGGAGUCUUCACUUAAAUUGUGCCAGUCCGGGUAUGAUGUCAGCCAGACUCAUAUUUCUGUGCUCCCUAUGGAGGUGCUGAUGUAUAUUUUCCGCUGGGUGGUUUCCAGUGAACUUGAUCUGCGAUCAUUAGAACAACUGUCGUUGGUCUGCAAGGGCUUUUAUAUUUGUGCCAGGGAUCCUGAGAUUUGGCGCUUGGCAUGCUUGAAAGUGUGGGGCAGAAACUGUGUGAAACUCGUACCGUAUGCCACGUGGAGGCAGAUGUUUCUAGAGAGGCCACGUGUUCGAUUUGAUGGUGUGUACAUUAGUAAGACCACAUAUAUACGCCAGGGAGAACAGUCUCUGGAUGGAUUUUAUCGGGCUUGGCACCAAGUGGAAUAUUUUAGGUAUAUGAGAUUUUUUCCUGAUGGACAACUUAUUAUGCUCACCACACCAGAAGAGCCCUAUACAAUUGUACCUCGUCUAAGGACAAAAAAUGCAAGAACUGAUGCAAUGUUGCUUGGCCAUUAUCGUCUAUCUCAAGAUACAGACAACCAAACCAAAGUUUUUGCAGUUAUAACCAACAAGAAGGAUGAGAAAUCAACAGAGUACCAAAGGUAUCGUUAUAUCCGUCGCUCCCCGGUGCAGGAAACUGACCACAGCUUUCAUGUGGGGCUUCAGCUAUGCUCAAGUGGGCGCCACAAAUUCAACAAACUGGUUUGGAUUCAUCAUUCUUGUCACAUUACUUAUAAAUCGACUGGAGAGACGGCGGUCACAGCGUUUGACAUUGAUAAAAUGUACACACCACUGUUCCUUGCUCGUGUGAAGAGUUUCACUGCUGUAUCUGAGAAACCUCUUUAAGUUGGAAGGUCUUCUCUUCAGUCUUGCAUGGUUUAUUCUGAUAGAGGACAGCAUUGGAGCACACUGCAUAGAUUUAUAUGUGGGUGCAUUCACUUUUCUUUUGGGCCAUUUAGGGACAGACUUAAUUUUGCUAAACUUGAAAUCUUUCUUCUAAAAAGUGUGUAUUUUGCAAGAUGUUUUAAUAAUUUAGAAUUUGUUUCACACGCCGAUUUUUUUUUUGUUAUAUGUUAUUUUAUUCUACGCAAUCAUCUAACACACAGCCUAACAAACCCUAGUAUUUCCAUCUUUCAAAAUGCUGGUACAUUCUUUAGGAAAGUAGCCAGUGACCAGUGCGAACACCCUUACGGUUGAAGCCAUUCUCUCAAUGCAGCCCAGCUUAUGCCUGGAAAUUAAUACAUUUAUUGGGCAUAUUGUCGGUAGGAUGUGGUCACAAAUGAAGGGUCUCCACCCAUAUGCUGGUCACAGGUAAAAAAAUAUAUAAUAAUUAUUAAAAAAAAAAACCAUAAAGGGUCCCCAAAACAUUCAGUUAUAUUGGAAUAAAUCAUUUUUAUUUUCAUAGUCCUGUUGCUCGCUGAAAAGGUGAGGUUUUCACUAGCAAUGCAACAAAGGAAUGAUGGAUUACUACCUACAAAUGUAUGUUAUUUAGAAAAGCCAGUCAGCAUUAUGUAUCCUGCUGCGUAGGCACUAAAUUACAGUCUAAACUAUAGGUGAAAAUAUAUAAAUGAUAAAUAUAAAGAGAGUUUUUUAUAAGCUUAAGUAGUCAUUUUAAGGAUUUCAAAUAUGGUGACGGUCAUUAACUAUUGCUAAUGGUAUGUAUGUAUAUAUCUAUAUGUACAGUAUGUAAUUAUAUAAUUAAUGUGCUGAAA